AUGCAUGGCAUCUUGGAGGAUUUUCACAGUGUUCCCGCCAUCCUUUUCUCCCUUGGAGGAUUUUCAGGAAACCACUUCCAUGACUUCAGUGACCUGGUGAUUCCACUAUAUACAACUUCCAAACACUUUGAUGGAGAAGUGCAGUUUCUUGUGACAGAUAAUAGACCUUGGUGGAUCACCAAGUUCAAAGGAAUACUCAGAAAGUUAUCUAGAUAUGACAUUAUUAGCCUUGAUAGAGAACAAAAAAGCCAUUGCUACCCAAGCAUAAUUAUCGGCCUUAAAUAUCACAAGGAACUUGGUAUUGAUCAAUCCAAGUCCCAAGACCAGCUAUCCAUGAAAGAUUUCAGGCAGUUCCUGAGAAGCACCUACUCGUUGAAGAGGAGAAACGCAAUCACAAUAGGAGAUGAUAUGGGUAAAAAGCCUCGACUACUGAUCAUAACCAGAAGAAAGUCUCGAACAUUCACAAAUAUGGGCAAAAUAACUAGAAUGGCAGCAAGCUUGGGCUAUAAUGUAGUUACUGCAGAGCCUAAUAUUUCGACCAGCUUGUGGAGUGUUGCUCAAACAGUGAACUCUUGUGAUGUAUUAAUAGGCAUCCAUGGAGCUGGACUAACCAACAUGCUCUUCCUUCCUGACAAUGCAAUUCUAAUUCAAAUAGUUCCCUUAGGGUCCAUUGAUGGGCUGGCUAGAGGAUACUUCGGAGAACCUGCCGUAGAGAUGAACUUGAGGUACUUGGAGUAUAAAAUAAAGACAAAAGAGAGCUCUCUGAGCAGUAAGUACCAUCUGGAUCAUGUGAUUAUCACGGACCCUUUAUCGGUUCAUAAACAGGGAUGGGACGCAGUAAGGUCAACAUAUUUGGACAAACAGAACGUCAAGCUUGACGUGAGGAGGUUUAGAACAGCACUGUUAAAAGCUCUAGAGUUGCUUCACCAGUUGAGCAUGUAUACUUGA
Theobroma cacao (cacao) is the source of this 948-nucleotide messenger RNA. Its product is annotated as alpha-1,3-arabinosyltransferase XAT2-like. NCBI's taxonomy places the organism in Eukaryota, Viridiplantae, Streptophyta, Magnoliopsida, Malvales, Malvaceae. The record is from RefSeq and is a predicted model, not a curated record. Gene Ontology annotation, molecular function: glycosyltransferase activity.